UGCUGCUUACUAAUUAUUUAUCAGACAGGUACAAUGAGGCAAGCUUGAUCUGUUUGUCUGAAUAUAGGAAACACUUGCCCAACCCAACAUAAUAAGUCAUUACAAGUUCUUAUUUAUGGUGGAGAACAUUCUUUGGGACUGCCUUGAAGAUACGUGCAGGCACUUUGGCUUGAAAUUACAAUGAAAUGUUGUUUGCGUCAGCCCUGUGUCCUGUCUUGUCUUGUGGUUUUCUGUCUCGUGCUCCCCUUGACUUUGUUUUACCUCUUGUAUGCCCAUAUUUGGUUUGGUUCCUGUUCCUGUAUUUAUUGUUUCAUUAUCAGUUAAUUAUGUCCCACCUGUGUUUGAUUAUUCCUCUCGUUUACGUUUAGUUUAUAAACCCUGUGUUUCCCUGAGUCUCGUGUCCGGUAUUAAUGUCGAUGUCUUGUUCCUGUGUGUCUCUUCCCUGCUGUGUGUUACCCUUUCUGGAUUUAAUUAAAGACGGGUAUUUUGAGUCUCCUCGCUUCCCUUGUGUGUGCUGAUUGUGACAGUUUGCUUUUCAUUUGCCAUUUAGUAAAAGGCUGUUAAUUGUCCUUUCUAGAUUAGUUAUCUCUGUGUGGGUGGUCCUGCCAGGUGGAGUCUUUCAGCACUCUACAUGCUCAGGACUUCAUGCAUGGAUACCUUUUCUUUCUUCCCUGCAUGUACAGACUACAGAGAGGUGUCAGGGUGUUCUGUGCUGAAAGCCAUUGGGAAUUAGAUGCUGCACUUCAGUGUCUUCAAACGGCUGCUAUCAGUGAACUUGUCAGACUGGAAAUUCAAAUACAAUCUCCGACCUACCAGCACAAUGGCACAUACAAAGACUGCAGAUGACAUGCAACAUACCCUUUCUCUCAGCUCCAAAAAACAACUACAGGAACAAUUAUACUCUGAGCAGCAAGAAGUUGUUGCCAUUAUACAGCCGCUGCUGGAGACGGAGGCUGGAUUCAUAAAGAAUCUGGAUCACUACCUCACUCACAGAGGCACAUUGGACCUGAGGAAACGUAAACUGCUCCAUAAGCGCUGGACACAGAGUGUGUGGCUGCCGGUACAGCAGAGCAUUGAGCAACAUUUUACACACCAUGGCUACACUGAGACACAGAAGAUGAGGAGCAUGCAUGCACACUACAUCAACUACUGUAAUGCUAAGGGUUUUGUGUUUCUAGAGAGUUAUGAUCCUCUGGAGUACAACCCCUUCCUGUACCAUUUCAACACACCACAUCAUCGUAAAAUUUCCACCCCAACAUUGGAGGAUCCCCUGUCUCUUCAGUCACGAGCCAGGAUUAAAGAAAAGACAGCAAUACUUCGCUGCCAAACAGGUCAUGUAUAUCGCCGUCAACAAGUGGAGGAACUUCUCCAGAGUCCACCUGUUUCCCAGCAGAGCCGUAAACAUUCACGUGCCAAAGCCACCCGAGAUACUGCCUCAGAGAGACUUUGGGAGAACCGCAGUCUGUUUAAAUCAAGGAGUAUGUGCACUCCACAUGCGGCUUUGGCAGAGGAACGGUGCUUCCUCCCUCAGUGCUGGUCCUGUUGUUGAUGACAGCGUUCAUUAGGGCCUUAUUGACAUGAGUUUGUAUAUACACAUGGGUCUUCCAUUACUCA
Molecule: messenger RNA, 1614 nt
Organism: Onychostoma macrolepis
Lineage: Eukaryota; Metazoa; Chordata; Actinopteri; Cypriniformes; Cyprinidae
Gene: fam228a
Product: family with sequence similarity 228 member A
Exons: 8
Coding region: 734-1549 (271 amino acids)
Source: RefSeq, a predicted model, not a curated record